This is a messenger RNA of Quercus robur (English oak), 3277 nucleotides long. RefSeq names its product G-type lectin S-receptor-like serine/threonine-protein kinase SD2-5. The coding region runs from base 111 to 2564 and encodes 817 amino acids. Gene Ontology annotation, molecular function: protein serine/threonine kinase activity; ATP binding. The record is from RefSeq and is a predicted model, not a curated record. Gene Ontology annotation, biological process: protein phosphorylation. The transcript has 2 exons. Lineage: Eukaryota; Viridiplantae; Streptophyta; Magnoliopsida; Fagales; Fagaceae.
GAAAGUAUUCUAAACUAUGCUAGCUAGUCGUAUUUCCAUCCCCCUUUUCCUUGUCCAGAGUCCGCUUUGCCUGUCUUUCUUCUAGCACUGUAUACGUGUUGUUAUAGACAAUGGGUUGGGCUUGCUGUACUGUUCUUCUUUAUCUUGUUCUUUUUCCCAUCAUAGUUCUCGCUGAAAGUUAUCUGACUGUAAACUCUUCUACUACUUCUUGGACCAACAGAGAGCCUGUUGGCGAUUUACUGAAAGCCGAUGCGGUAAUUAUAUUUGCCAGUAGAUCCUCCGUUGAUCCAGACUAUGGAAAUGCUUGUUUUUGGGGCUUCUUCUGUGAUCAAACGUGCAACAGUUCUCGCUUUGCCACUUUCUUUCUUAAUGAUGAUCCACGAGUACUAUGGUCUGCCAACCCAAAGAAUCCUGUUAGCAUUGAUGCGACUUUGAAGCUCAAUUCGGAAAGAGGUUUGGUGUUACAAGAUGCUGAUGGAACUAUUGCUUGGUCCACAAACAUCAGCACCAAAUCUGUGGCUGCCCUAAACUUAACCGACAACUGCAACCUCAUGCUAUUGGAUGAAAAUAAUGCUACAAUUUGGCAGUCUUUUGAUCUCCAAUAUGGGCCAUUCGACGUUCUAUUUUAUGGGCAAAAGUUGGUGCCAGGGCAGCAACUCACUAGUGAAGGAGGUUUGUUUUCGCUCUCUCUCACCAGUGAAGGGUUGUUUGCUAGUAUAAAUUCUAAUCCUCCUCUAAGGUAUUGGAAUUAUCAACCUGCAGAUACUAUCAGUUAUGUUCAAUUUCUGAAUCAAGGCUUAAGUUUUUACGGUGUUAAUAACGAUUUGUUUGCUAACUCACUUGAUAAAUUAUCCAUUCCUUCAACAUCGUUAUCAUUGCGGUACAUGAGAUUUGGGCCUGAUGGACACUUGAGAGUGUAUGAUCAGGCUUGGAAAGAAGUGGCUGAUCUUUUAAAAUUUACAGAUUUAUGUUCUUACCCUACGGUUUGUGGCAAUUAUGGCAUUUGUACAAACGGCCAGUGUGGUUGUCUUCGACCCAUAAAUGGGAUAAGCUACUUUCAGCAAAUCGAAGGCAGGCAACCUGACCGUGGAUGCUUCCCCAUUACUCCCUUGUCUUGUGAAGCAUCCAAAACUCACAUUCUUUUAGAGCUCCAAAACAUCACAUACAUUCCCUUUAAAGAUAUUAUCCCAUUUAUAUCAGAAUUAAAGCCUAUAAGUUUAGGGAAUUGUAAACAGGCAUGCUUAAAAAAUUGUUCGUGCAAAGCUGCUAUAUAUUAUUCAACUGGGUAUUGCUAUUUACUAUCUGAAAUUUUUUCACUUAAUUCCACUACCAUAGAAAAUACCUACCAUAAAGUAUACAUUAAGGUGCAGAAUUAUGUCCCAAGUGUAGUUCCUCCUCUACAGCCGACAAACCAUGAAAAGAAGAAACGCUCUCUUAGAAUAAUAAUGGGAUCUAGCCUUGGAUCAUUGCUUUUUUUGUUUCUAAUUGGAAUCUUUGUUUUUCGAAUUCGGAAUAAGGAAAAUGCUGAUGAAGCUGAGGAGUAUUAUUUGGAUCAUGUACCAGGAAUGCCCACAAGAUAUUCUUAUGAUGAUUUGAGAACCAUAACAAAAAAUUUCAGUAAAGAGCUCGGUGGUGGAGGAUUUGGUACAGUUUUUGAAGGGACUCUGAUUGACAGCACUAAGGUUGCAGUGAAACGUCUUGAUGGUUUUAGUCAAAUCAAAAAAUCAUUUUUAGCUGAAGUUGAGACAAUUGGCAACACUCAUCAUUUCAACUUGGUAAGACUAAUUGGAUUUUGUGCUGAGAAAUUUCAAAGGCUUCUUGUUUAUGAAUACAUGUCCAAUGGAUCUUUAGAUAGAUGGAUAUUUAACAAGAAUUCUGAGAUGCUGCUUGAUUGGAAACUUAGAAAGAAGAUCAUGAUUGACAUAGCACGGGGACUAACUUAUUUACAUGAAGAAUGUAGGCAAAAAAUAGUUCACAUGGAUAUAAAACCCCAUAACAUCCUCUUAGAUGAGAACUUUAAUGCAAAAGUCUCUGAUUUUGGAUUGUCUAGACUAGUUGAUCGUGACCAGAGCCAAGUUGUAACAACUAUGAGAGGGACUCCUGGCUAUAUGGCUCCAGAAUGGUUGAGUUCAGUAAUUACAGAAAAAGUAGAUGUAUAUAGCUUCGGAAUAGUACUCUUGGAGAUAUUGUGUGGAAGGAGAAACUUUGACCGCUCUCAACCGGAGGAAGCAAUGCAUCUAGUUGAUCUAUUUAAGAACAAGAUUGAGGGGGACCGAUUGGUGGAUUUGGUUGAUAAGCACAGUGAAGAUAUGCAAUUGCAUGGAGAAGAAGUUGUGAAUAUGAUGAGGGUUGCAACAUGGUGUUUGCAAAAUGAUUUCACAAAGAGGCCUUCUAUGUCCAUGGUGGUUAAGGUUUUCGAGGGUGUCGUGAACGUUGAAUCAGACCUAGAUUAUUUCUUCUCAAAUCCACAUUUACUAAACCCAAGAACUGGAGUUGAUAACCAGGAAGUGCAGGUUGUUGCUACUACUCCAUUGUUUCCUUCAGUUCUAUCAGGACCACGAUGAUUGUUCACUACACAAUCUGUUGUUGUUUGAAAAAUGAGGUGGUUGCUGAUCAUCGAGCUUGAGCAAUACAGUCUGAAGCCUGUCUUGCCAACCGCUGUGCUGAUGUGUAACCAAGAAGAGGACAGACUUUUUAGUUUGUUCUGUUCCUUCUGAAAUCGUUUUGUACCUUAUAUAUAUAUAUAUAUAUAUAUAUAUAUAAUCUAGUUCAAACUUUCCUGGUUUAAAUCAUAAGAGAAUGGUUGCAUAUUGAAGUUCGUAUUACUUGGAAAAAGGAUCAGAUCAAGAGGUUUCUAAUCAACUAUAUGCAAUUCCUCAUAUAGAUUCUAGUCUCCCGAAGCAACUAACAAACUUUUUUUUAGGCAAGUUAAUUUGUGGCAAACAAAUCUUGGUGUGUUGUUAUUACAUCCAUUUCCUGGAUGCUACUCGUUCUUAUAGCCUUCUUGAGCACAAGGACAUUCGUUUAGUUGUUGUCUUUCUUGAUAUGUGUAAUGCAUAGAUGUCCAAUUACAAAAAAUCCUUGUUUAAAAAGUCUUUUCAUGCAAUGUUGCUGAAAAAUCUUAUUUAUCAUGUAGCAAAAUAAUGAACUAAUUAAUGCGUAAUUCUAUGUACACAACAGUUUACGUAGAAAUACAAUUUAUUAUGUAAUUCUACAUAUACAAUAGUUUUUACAACAAAUUUUACACUUAUUGAAUUGACGAGUUAUUAGUUUUCAA